GAAUAAAUCAAAAUAAUUUUUUAAGAAGUAUAAAUUUUCAAAAAUAAAAUUUCCUUUUGGCUGAAAUAAAACAAAGUCGUAAUGGAGUACGGUAAUACGGGUGGUGCGGAAUUCAACUGGAACUAUAGCAUGGGCGGCAAUGGAGGUGGCGGUGGUGGUGACCAGAGCAUGCCCAUCUAUCCACAGAUGGGUCAGAUGGGCCAGAUGGGCCAGAUGGAUGCGGGCUAUGGUGGCGGACAACAGUGGCUGCACUCGAAUCAGGGCAAUGCCCAAAAUUAUCAACCGUCGAUGCCCCAAGGUCAGGCCUCGCCCAGUCCCUUUGAUGGCUACAACCAGUCAAUGAUGCGCUACACAAAUCUACCGAAAACGGAGGGUGGCUCAAUGGGUCAACAGCAGGAAGGUCAAUCGAUGGGCAUGAAUGCCAUGGGCAACAACUAUGGCGGCUAUUCCGGUUCCAUGUCGCGCAAUGGUCUUGGCAACCCUGGCGCUGGCAUGGGACAGGGUGCCAAUAGCGGCUAUGGCGGCAACUGGUAAUCGAUUGUCAGCCUCUUUUUCCUUCCCGUUUACCAGUUAAAGUUUUACGAAAUCUCUAUAUAUAGUCUCCAUGGAACCCAAAUAUUUUUAAUAAAUAACAGCUCCUAAAAUGGCAA
Messenger RNA from Drosophila innubila, 650 nucleotides. Its product is annotated as glycine-rich cell wall structural protein 2. Bases 82 to 534 code for a protein of 150 amino acids. The record is from RefSeq and is a predicted model, not a curated record. NCBI's taxonomy places the organism in Eukaryota, Metazoa, Arthropoda, Insecta, Diptera, Drosophilidae. The transcript is spliced from 4 exons.